This is a messenger RNA of Ixodes scapularis (black-legged tick), 774 nucleotides long. RefSeq names its product estradiol 17-beta-dehydrogenase 8-like. The transcript is spliced from 3 exons. Bases 1 to 774 code for a protein of 257 amino acids. Gene Ontology annotation, molecular function: oxidoreductase activity, acting on the CH-OH group of donors, NAD or NADP as acceptor. NCBI's taxonomy places the organism in Eukaryota, Metazoa, Arthropoda, Arachnida, Ixodida, Ixodidae. The record is from RefSeq and is a predicted model, not a curated record.
AUGUUCCUGCCAGCCAUGUACGCCGCUUCGACCUUCUUCGAGGGACGGCUCGCUCUCGUAGUCGGAGGUGGCGGGGGAAUCGGUAGAUGUGUUUGUCUCGCUUUCGCCAAGGAAGGCUGCCGAGUCAUUGUGGCUGAUAUGAACUUGGAAGGAGCAACGGCUGUUGCCAAGUCUCUAACGGGUACAGGACACGAAGCACUUCAGGUAGAUGUGGGUCAGUCGAGGUCAGUGGCUUUGCUCUUCGAGGACGUCUCCAGGCUGUGUUCUAGGCCUGCAAGCAUCGUGGUCAACUGCGUCGGCAUUGCAAACCCUAAGACCUCUUUUGUUGACUUGUCCGAAGAGAUGUUUGAUAAUAUCAUCCGAGUAAAUCUGAAGGGCACGUUCCUGAUAACUCAAGCAGCGGCGCGGGCUAUGACUGCAGGAAACGUUCCUGACGGAGCCAUCGUGAACGUUUCAAGCUUCGUGUCAAAGCUGUGCCUUCCCUGCCGCGGCGAAUACGCCGCAUCUAAAGCGGGGGUGGUGGCACUCACCAAAGUGGCGGCCAAGGAGCUGGCCUCGCAGGGAAUCCGUGUCAACAGCGUCCUUCCGGUACUCACGACCACGCCUAUGGCCGGAGCGAAUAGAAAGCCAGACGAAAGAAAGAAGGCGGUGGAGGACAUUCCUCUAAAGAGAGCCAGCCGCCCAGAAGAGGUGGCUGACGUCAUCGUGUUCCUCUGUGGCCCCGGGAGCUCUUUCAUGACGGGCGCUGCUGUGGACGUCGCGGGCGGGCUGUAG